Polyodon spathula (Mississippi paddlefish) is the source of this 2569-nucleotide messenger RNA. RefSeq names its product heat shock factor protein 2-like. Gene Ontology annotation, biological process: regulation of DNA-templated transcription. The coding region runs from base 377 to 1708 and encodes 443 amino acids. The record is from RefSeq and is a predicted model, not a curated record. The transcript has 13 exons. Gene Ontology annotation, molecular function: DNA-binding transcription factor activity; sequence-specific DNA binding. NCBI's taxonomy places the organism in Eukaryota, Metazoa, Chordata, Actinopteri, Acipenseriformes, Polyodontidae.
UGUUGGUUUUACACACGUAUGUAACCUGUAUUACCUACAUAUUUUCUAGCAUAUUUCACUUUAACAGAUUUCUUUAGUAGUCACACUAAAAUAACAAAAGUAUUAACCUAAAUCAUCUAUUUUAAAAACAUUAUGAUUCAGAUCGAAAUUUACGAAAAAAAUUGAAAGAGGUGUCAACAGUGCUAACGUUCCAGUUGUUGCAAUGCCUGAGGAGUUGGGGAAAGGUAGGCGAGAAAAGAAAGGAUAAAACACAACUUAUAGUUUGCUUAAGAAUGGCCAGAGCUUUCUUGUGUUGGAUGAGCAGCGAUUUGCCAAAGAAAUACUCCCAAAAUAUUUUAAGCACAACAACACGGCAAGUUUUGUCAGGCAGCUUAAUAUGUAUGGCUUUCGCAAAGUUAUACACAUGGACACGGGUAUUGUGAAACAGGAACGGGAUGGUCCAGUUGAAUUUCAGCAUCCAUUUUUCAAGCAAGACCAAGAUGACUUACUGGAAAAUAUUAAAAGAAAGGUUUCUUCAGCAAGACCAGAGGACAACAGAAUUUGCCAAGAAGACCUCAUGAAGAUCCGGUCCACUGCCCAGAAUGUGCAAGCAAAGCAGCAGAGUCUUGAAUUAAUGCUUACAACAUUGCAGAGGGAGAAUGAAGCACUAUGGAGAGAGGUGUCCGAUCUGAGACAGAAGCAUGCUAAUCAACAAGAAGUCAUGAGAAAGAUUAUACAGUUCAUCAUUUCAUUGGUUCAAAAUAACCAUGUCUUGAGCUUGAAGCGCAAAAGACCUUUAUUGAUGAACAACAAUGGAAACCAAUCAGAACUCAUCCACAAGGGUUCUACAAGCAAUCCUAAUGGUUUAAAGAAAAAACUAAGAAACUCAGAUGAUGUUGUUAUCUAUGAUAUUACUGAUGAUGUUGCAGACAACUUAAAAAACCAAGAGGAGACCGCCCAGAGUAAUCAGGAAAUCAGUAAUACAACUAAUGUGGUUGAAACCAUUAAAGUGGAAGAUGAUAACUGUGAUGACAUGGCAGUAGCGGAUGGUGAAGAAAGUGAAAAGUCAACAAGCGUAUCUACAUCUGAGACACUUGAAACUUCCUCAGCCGUUUCUGAAAGCACUUCCCAAACAAACAAAACUGCGCUUAGUUUGGAAGAUCCUGUAAAAAUGAUGGAUUUGAUUCUAAAUGAAAAUGGCACCCUUUCACAGAAUAUUAAUCUUCUGGGCAAGGUUGAACUGAUGGACUAUUUGGACAGUAUUGACUGCAGCUUGGAAGAUUUCCAGGCCAUGUUGCAUGGGAAACCGUUCAAUAUUGAUCCUGAUCUCAUGCAAGAUCUAUUCAAUCCAAAUUGCCAGAUGAACUCAAGCGAUUUUAACAUCUGCACAACAAAAGGGACCGAACUUCCUAAGGAUGAAGAAAACAAGCCUUCUAAAACCCAUGCUGAUAAACAGUUGAUCGAGUACAAAUCCUGUCCACUUAUGGCUUUCCUGGAUGGAGAUUCCACUUUAAUCACUGAAACAAACACCUUCAUUCCUCAAUUAAGUGAAUCGCUGUUGCUGCACCCUAAAGAAUCAAGUGAUCUUGACACCGCCUUUGAAGUGGACGAACCGACUCAGAGCAAGCUGAUUAGGCUGGAGCCCCUGACGGAAGCUGAAGCCACUGAAGCAACUCUGUUCAAUUUAUGUGACCUGAGUCCUCUAGAAACACCACUUUUGGACAUUUAAAAGAAUAGCAAGGGGUAUGCUUCUUGUAAAUAUUCAUCAAAAUGAUGAUCUAUGUAUUUGCUAGUUUCUUUUGGUACUUUUCUGUGCAAAUACGAUGAGUAGUACUUAUUAUUUGAUUUUGCAAAUAAAUGUACUCUUGAUUCCAGUCCAUUGUUAAUACAUAGCUGAGGUCAAACCAAGUCAAUUUACAGAACUGAGUCUGUUUUGUUAUGCAGAUUGGUUGUAAUUUAAAAUGAAAAACACAAGUUUGUUUUUAAGGUAAACUGCGUAUGUAUUUGUAUGCAACUUGACAUGUAGUGCAGUACACUGCUGUUCAUUGAUGCAUAUUAUCCCAAAGGAAAAAGGAGGUUGUAAAAAUCUUUUUUCAUAAACAUUCAAUUAAAAGGCUGCAAUUCCAUAAGACAAAAGUAAAAUCUAAUGUAUUUUGAGUACUGUAUCUUUAAUUCUACAUUAACAUUACAAAACUUGUACAUUUGGCUUGGAUUUACCUACCAGCAAGCUGAGUGGUAAUGGAAUUAAGUUUUUUCUGUUGCUAGUUGACACAUUAGUAAUUUUUUAUAUGAAUUGUUCAUAACCCAUUUGCUGUAAAAGCUCCAGAAAGAAUGUUUUAAAAUGUUGUUACUGGAUUUUAUAUUGAAAGCUUUGGGAGUUUACAAAAAGAGAUGAAGUGCCUGUAUCUUGUUUGGUUCCUGUCUUUGUAAGUUCAGUGUUGCUAGUUUUUCAUUAAUUUGGUAAUGUAUAGAGCCAACAAUUUAAUGUUUUGCUUUUGAUGUUGUCUAUCUGUAUACAUGCAGUGGUAUUUGGUGCUACAUGGUCCACAAACUGCUGGUCAUUUUGAAUAUUAUUUUUCUUAUCCUUUUA